This is a messenger RNA of Sabethes cyaneus, 4152 nucleotides long. It is a transcript of the gene Herc4, whose product is annotated as probable E3 ubiquitin-protein ligase HERC4. The transcript is spliced from 9 exons. The record is from RefSeq and is a predicted model, not a curated record. The coding region runs from base 254 to 3448 and encodes 1064 amino acids. Gene Ontology annotation, molecular function: ubiquitin-protein transferase activity. NCBI's taxonomy places the organism in Eukaryota, Metazoa, Arthropoda, Insecta, Diptera, Culicidae.
AUUGCAAGUUGUGAGCUGGUACAAUAAAUUAGCGGAGUUCUUAUCGAAGGCAUUCUUUUUAUCACCGAAAUAGCUUGUAUGAUGUUGGGUCAUUGUUUAUUAUUUGUUUUGUUACCGAGGUGUGUUACAAUUUGAAUCUAAUUUGUUAAUUUUAUGGCGGAAACUUUAUGGUUACCGAUUCGCUCUGCCCGGAUAUUUGGAACAGCUCUAUUCACCCACAACCAAUCAACAAAGUAGUCCUAACGAAUCAAAAAUGGCCAUCUAUUGCUGGGGCAGUAGCGUUCAUGGUGAGCUCGGUUUGGGCGGAAUUGAAGAAGAGCAGGUGAUGCUUCCUCGGGAGAUGGACUGGUGUCAUGCGGCCAGCCUUCAGCAGGUUGCCUGCGGUGGUUCGCACACAUUGCUACUGACCGUCGAAGGAAAGCUAUUCGCCUGCGGAAACAACGACCUAGGCCAGCUGGGGCACGACACCGCCGACGUGCCGAACAAGAGGCCACGUAUGUCCCGGUUUAAAUAUGUAUCGUCGUUAGAAAACUACAUCAUUACACAAGUCCGCAGUGGUUCGGCACACUCACUGGCUUUAACCAACUGGGGUCAGUUGUUCAGCUGGGGUUCAAACGUCCUUGGCCAGUUGGGUCACGAUAGCGAUCAGAACAGUUUUCCAACACCUCGGAUGGUCAAAUCGAUAGCAACGAAAACGGUCGUCCAGAUUGCCGCCGGACAAAUGCACAACCUGGCAUUGACAAACAGUGGAGAACUGUACGCCUGGGGUGCUAACGGGUAUGGCCAGCUAGGACUGGGAAUGACAAAUGAGAAGGUUUCGACUCCAACGCUGGUCAAGUCUUUAGCGGGAAUUCCAAUAGCUUUUAUUACCUGCGGUGGAUGCCACAGUUUUGCUAUUUCCAAAUCUGGUGCAAUAUUUUGCUGGGGCAAAAAUAUAUUUGGUCAGCUUGGCUUAAACGAUCUCAGCCCGCGAUGUUAUCCCACUCAGUUGAAAACUCUGCGCAGUCUCGGAGUACGGUACAUCAGCUGCGGAGAUGACUUUUCCGUGUUUCUUACACAAGAAGGUGGCGUUUUGACCUGUGGGGCCGGAACUUUUGGCCAGCUGGGGCACGGAACCUGUAGCAACGAAAUACUGCCACGAAUGGUGUUCGAACUAAUGGGAAGCAAGAUAACGCAAAUUGCAUGCGGCCGACGACAUACGUUGGCUUUUGUGCCAUCGCGAGGAAAGAUAUACGGGUUUGGCCUGGGAGGUGUCGGUCAACUGGGUGUCGGAGUUACUACCAACUUUAGUACGCCACAAAUCGUACGGGGACCGUGGGUCGAGUCCCCCAUUCAGCCCAAGAUCCAUUCGCUUCAGAUCUCCGGUCCAACGCCACCUACACAGCUAGUUGUAGGUAAAAUAUUCUCCGGCGGUGAUCAAUGCUUUGUUUCGCUCAUCACACAAAUACACCCGGAAAUCAACCCAGCCGAUUAUCGCUUGUACGAUGCAAGUACUCAAAUUCUUUCCAUGUCUGUUGAAGUGUGCAAAAACCUGUCCAUUGUGCAACCGCAUGAAACAGUGGACAUAGAUUUAAUCGCACUGGUGGAAACUGUGUUCAAAAGUCUGGCCUGUUUUAACGCUUCUUGGUUGCUGCCGAAUGGCGAGCAUCUGUGUUGCACAUCGAAGCAUCCAGGAGUUGACGUCGAGGCGGCUGAAGAGUCCUUCGAAAACAUUCGCAAAAUCGAGCACGACACACUUAAGCAGUCCAUUUGGGAAGCCAUUUGCAAUGAAUUACUCAGUUCGCUUAUUUCGUCUCCUGCUGACGUUGAAACGCUUCGAGUGUACCUAACCCUUCCCAUGUAUCAUGAAUUCAUCAAUUCGAAGAACUACCUUAGAUUGCACUCGCCAUUCAGUCGAGCAGUUCAGAACCUGCAGAAGAUACCGCUGCAAAUUGUUUCCCAGUGGUGGUCUCGGCAAACGAAAGAAUACUUCGAACGCCUGGUAGAGAACUUUAAAAGUGUUAUUCUGUACAUAAUAAAUUUUAAAUUCCCUAAAGCGAUUGGGGGUGAAGAAAAACAAGAGUUUCGUUAUGAAACAAAUCUCGAAUCAAUGUUGAAGAUUUUGGAAAUUUUAUACAAAAUCAACAAUAAUCUUCGAUUACAAAAACUCACCAAACAACAGUUCCACAUAAAUGAAAUUGACGAUCUGGUCGACAUCCGGCUAGAUUACGUACGUUGGGUGGUGGACGUACAUGGGACCUACUUUUCCCUCUGUAACUAUCCGUUCAUCUUCAACGCAGCAUCUAAAAUGAUACUACUGCAAACAGAUCAGAGUCUACAAAUGCACCAAGCAAUGCAAACCGCGGCCGCUGCGAGACUUUUUGCCAUGCUUAACCCGAGCGAAACCGGUUCGCAGUUUAUCGUGUUAAAUGUCACGAGAGAGAACAUUGUACAGGACACGUUGCGCGAGUUGGCACAAUACGCGGCAAACGAUCUGAAGAAACCCUUAAAGGUGCGCUUCCACGGUGAGGAAGCCGAAGAUGCCGGUGGAGUGAGAAAAGAAUUUUUCAUGCUCUUACUAAAGGACGUGCUGGACCCGAAGUACGGAAUGUUCAAAACGUACGAAGACUCACGGGCCAUUUGGUUCACCGAAGAUUACUUCGACAACGAGGACCCAAUGUUUGCGCUUAUCGGGAUCUUGUGUGGGCUGGCGAUCUACAACUUCACGAUAAUCAACCUUCCGUUUCCGCUGGCACUGUACAAGAAGCUCCUAGGGGAAGAAGUGAACCUGAACGAUCUGCGCGAUUUGUCUCCGGCGGUUGCCAAUUCCAUGCAGAGUAUUCUGGACUACGGGGAAGCAGAUUUCGUGGAAGUGUUUGAUUUAACAUUUUCCACCACCCGAGAUUAUUUUGGUGAAUUUCAAACAAUCGAGCUAAAACCGAAUGGCGAAAAUAUUCGCGUGACGCUAGACAAUAAGGAGGACUUUGUCAAACUUUACAUUGACUACACGCUGAACAAAUCGGUGGAAAAAUCUUUCAAACAAUUCUGCACCGGCUUAAUGAAAGUGUGCGGCGGUCGCGUACUGAAACUAUUCGAAGCUCAAGAACUGAUGGCCGUCGUUAUCGGAAACGAAGAGUACGACUGGCUCGCACUAGAGGAGAAUGCCGAAUAUAAGAACGGUUAUAAGUCCAGUGACCAGACGAUACGUUGGUUCUGGGAAGUAUUCCACGAGUUGCCUUUGGUGGAGAAAAAGAACUUUCUACUUUUCCUAACAGGCUGUGAUCGUAUACCAAUCCAGGGUAUGAAAGCUAUAAAGAUUUACAUUCAACCCACCACCGACGAUAAAUUUCUCCCUGUAGCUCACACGUGCUUCAAUCUUCUUGACCUGCCCCAGUAUCAGACGAAGGAAAAGCUGAAGUACAAAUUGCUACAGGCGAUCCAACAGACUCAGGGCUUUAGCUUGGUUUAAACUAUCAUCAAUUGUGUAUAUCCAGAAGACAGGAGACCAAGGCCGUAAUUGAUCCUGUGCUUUUUUUUCGGUUGAAUGAGAAGAGUGCAUGAAUGAUUGACUGUGCGAAUGUGUGCGGAAGAUAGAAUUGCCAAAUUUUACAGAAUUGCUCCGACACGUAUGUGUGCAUGUUUGCCUUCUCUUAACUCUAUUUUCGAACCGGCAGUGGAUAGUUUUUAGUUUUGCCUGUCGUCCAAAUUUAUAUUGUAUUUCAUUCUUUAGGUAUUCGUUUUUUCCGAAUUUAAAUUGAACCCGGUCUAGUUUAGAGUGUGCUCCGUCUGCGGCUGAAACUUCCUAAACAAAGAUUGUGCACAUUGGUUAUUGGAGUUUUGUGCUAGAAAGCACCUUUAAUAUAAACUGUAUUUGACGUGUUUUAUAAAUCUAAACCAACGUUGCGCUUAUUGUUUGGUUAACGUUCAAAUUCGAAAGAACAAAUUUUCUGUUAAGGGUUCUCUAAACUUUGUUAUACCUAUUUAAUGUUGAUUGACGUACUAACCGAUGAGAUAUUUAUUUAAUUGGGAAAUACUUUUUUUAUUACUGUCAAUUGUGCGAAGUUUUUAUUUACGCAAUAAUAAUAUAUACGUUGACACGCGGUCUGCGCAGAUAUCUUCUGCGUGACGAAGCUAGAAUUAUCCAGGAUUAAAGCUGUUGAUAAUAAAACUCGU